AGAGGCAGACAGGCAGAACGAGUCACCCAGGAUAUAUUGUGAAGGCGAAGUGAGGGAUCACUACAAUGCCGCCGCAGGAUUUUUAACACUCGCUUACUCACGCGUUCCAUAAAUACGGAACUAAACAACACGCUGCCACCCGACCUACUCUUGACCUUGGUGGAAAAUAUAAAUAAAUACUGAACAAGUGAUGAGGCUGUACCAUGCAUUAUUCUUGUGAUGGAUGAAAAUAAUUACACCUAUGGACUCGAUAUGACGUGAUAUUUGUUGUGCUUGAGAAAAUGAAUAAUGAAAACGUGUGUAACAGCUGUUAUGGUAUUACCUGUUUGUGAUGAAAUUAAUAAAAAAAUGAGUAAACAUAUAUGGGCUUUACAACAGUGACUGUUAGUGACAUUGUUACCAACUACAUAACAUCUUACCAUAGAAAAAACAAAUUUAUUAGCGUAAUUCAUAAAAAAAACGAUUUAUAAUGACAAAUGGCGAGUGAUUACAAAAUAAGAUGAAACAAGAACUAUAUGGGUAAUAAUUUUAACUACAAAUACAAAUAACAGACUUGUGUACGUACGCAUGCGCGCGCGAGUGUAUAUAUAUAUAUGUGUGUGUGUGUGUGUGUGUGUGUGUGAUUCAAAGAUGAUAACCAAUCCUAAAUAAAAUCACCUGUACGUGUCCGUGUGGCCCAGUGAUUUAACAAUGAUCCCCAGAAAACAACGACAACAACUGCAAAGAAAUACAACAAUGAAAGGUGUGGAUGAUAUCGUGUAGAGAAGCUGGAUGGGUGUGAGGUAAGUGUGGAGAGGUGUGUAUGUUGUUACGUACACAACAAGAGUCCUUCCCGUCCGCUAUGUUGCCCACACCACAACAACUCGUCCCAAUUCUUGUCCUUGGUCUGACCCUUGGCGUGGCCCAGGUCAUGCCCCAAGCCAAGGACACGGGUGACGACAUAACAACAACGCCCCCCGAGUCCAAUAGACAACGAGGAUGGAGGCAGGAAGCAAUCAGACAGGGUCAUCAGGACCUUACGGGGGGUGAUCUAGUCAACAAGGAGACCAAUAAGAGAUGGAGCAACGUUAUCGGACGCAUGGGGUCAAGCAGUCGCCCUCUGGACACUAGGAAUCCGUCGUACGUGGUGGUGGCGCCAACGUUGGUCAGACCGGAUUCUGUGUUCGCCGUGGUGGUGGGGGUGUUGAAGAGAGGAGGAAAGCACGAGGUGGACGGCCCAGUGGACGUUCGGGCGACUCUGGCCAUGGAUGACUCCCAAGAGAUCACCCAAGGCCAAGUUGUUCUACAGCCAGGGGAGAUGAAGACCAUCAUUAUGAAGGCGCCGAGUGAGGUGGGAAUGGUGGAAACAAGUGGAGCGCGUCUACGAGUGGAAGGUCGCCGAGGGUCCCAAUUGGUAUUUACAAACACAACACACGUGGCCACCACCCAGCGCUUCCUUACCAUCCUCGUCCAGACCUCCAGGCCUAUAUACACCGGCGGCCAGAUGAUUGAGUUCCGGGUGGUGUUGCUGAGGAGGAACAUGAAGCCUUAUGAGGGCCCCGUCGACGUCUACGUGAUGGACACGGACGGCUAUGUACUGCGACGAUGGAUCUCCCGGUUUCCCAACGUAGGUGUGGUGGAGUUGGAUCUGAAGGUGCCAGGGUUGCCGAAGCCUGGGUGGUGGAGGGUGAAGGUGGUGGCGGGCGGUCAAGUGGACGAGCACCCCUUCCUCAUCACCAAGUACUUCACCUCAAGGUUCGAGGUGUUGGUGGAUAUGCCGUUCUACACACUAGCAAGCGAGGAGAGCAUCUCGGGCAAGUUUAUGGGGAGGUUCAUCACCUACAAGCCCGUCGUGGGGAUCGCUAAUGUCACCGUCUUCGUUAAAGACAAUUGGAAGCUCCCAGACAAAGACUUCAGGAAGGUGUUCGAUGAAAACAUACCCUUCAUAGACAGGUGGCACGACUUCAGGUACCCGCUGGAGAAGCUACUCGGGAAGCAAACUGCCAUGUCUGAACUCGCGGACACCGAGAUCAAGGUUCAGGUCACCGUCCAACACACCUUCCUUGAUGACGUCAUCAAGGGUUUUGCCAGAACGAGGAUCGUCGCGCCUCAGGUCAAGCUGGAAUUCGUGGGCUCCACGCCUUUCAUAUUCAAGCCCGGGAUGUCGUACUCUGGCGCGGUGAGUGUGAGCUACGAGGACAAGGAGCCACUGAGCCAGGCCAAAUUACGACAAUCAACACUCACCGUCACCGCCUCCGUCACCCUUGCCUCUGGGGGCACCAAACUCCUGCCUAAGACGGAGGUGGGCCCCGAGCAAGAGGAAAGAGACCUUGGAGAACGCUUGCGGGAGGAGUGGAUGUGGCAAGGCAGAAGGAACACCACCACCACCAGCCACAGCAGUUCUGACCACCUCCUGCACAACCUCGCCCAUCACGCCGUCUUCGCCAGAUACAGGAACGACGGUAUCCUACUGUUUACAGUAGACGUGCCGGAGGGGGCGUCGGAGCUAACAUUGUCGGCGACUUACAACGACAGAACGAGCAGCACAUCAGCGACAGCUAGGGGGUUACCUGUACACUCGCCGAGGGGCCGCUACCUUCACAUCACUACUAGCACUACCAACGCACAUGUCGGGGAGUUCGCAAUUUUCCAAGUCAGGGCCAACUUCCGUAUGGACACGUUUCAGUACAUGGUAAUGGCCAAGGGCGUGAUGAUAUACUCGGCGACGGAGGAGGUCUUCUGGGCAGGGACGGAGGGUGUGGCCACCCUGAGCGUCACGGUGUCUAAAGAGAUGUCUCCACGCUUCACCUUGGCUGUCCUCCACGUGGCUACUGACGGCGAGGUUCUCGUUGACACUGUCCAUGUCUCCGUCAGUCUCCAACACUCCAUGAAGGUGGAGGUGUUAAUGAACCAGCACAAGGACCACUCCAAGAGGACGGUGGAGGCGGCCAUGUGGGCACCCCCGGGAGCUCUCGUCAACCUCGCCUGCACCCGCUCACCCACCUGGAGGAAACAGCAGAACAACCGCAUCACCCACACCAGGCUCAUCAAGGCAGCGCUGCAGAUGGAACCACACCCGAGGUCGGUACACACGGUGGUGCGGUCGUCACGGAGCGGGUUAUGGACUGAGCAAGUGGCGGCCCUGUCAACCCACAACACUGGCUGGUGGCCCCUCGCCUCUCUACACCUGGCUGGCCUCACCAUCCUCACCGACGCUUUUAUUUACUCCCCGCCCUACACAGGUGAGUGUGACCACCAGCUGGGGUUCCUGGAGUGUGGGGACGGCUCCUGCUACCGCCAGUACGAGGUGUGUGACGGACACGUGGACUGUACCAACGCCGCCGACGAGCACAACUGCUUGACGGUGUUGGGGAAACAGCCGCCAGCCACCUACGCCACCGGCAAGAUCAACCUCUCAAAGGAGGAGGUGGAGGUGCAGUACCGGCUCAAGCAGAGGAACUGGUGGCAGGACCUGUUUGAUCAGAAGGAGGGCAGCUGGUGCAGGACUCAAGCUAACUUCGGUCACAAGGGGUACGAAAGUGUGAAGUUGCCAGUGCCCAACUCACCGGACCAAUGGAUAGUGGAGGGCUUCGUCACACACCCACAACACGGGUUCCUCAUCUUACCCGAGCAGAAGUACGACGCCACGCCCCCGCUCCUUAUGCAGCUAGAAGCCUCCUCCUUCUGCCGUAGGGGCGAGCAGGUCUCGGUUCGGGUCCACCUGUACAACUCGCUACAGCAGACGGUGGUGGUGAUGCUGGUGCUGCCGGGGAGUGACGACUACCGCUUCAUCAACGUAGAGAACGAUGCCACCGUCAGCCACUACAGCCCUCGUCUCUCCUCCGGUGACCACCACCACCUUCUAUGGGUAGAGGGCGAGCGCUUCACAGAGGUAAUGCUGCCCCUAGCGGUCGUGAGGCAAUCAGGCUCCUUUUCUGUCACUGUCCACGCCCGCUCACAGGUUGGCUCCGACACCAGGUCCGUCAACAUCAAAGUCCAGACUGAAGGUGCCGAGGUGCGGAAACACACGUCGGUGCUGCUGGACCUGAAGAACCGGGCCACCGUGUACGAGUUCCUGGACCUGCCAGUGGACGAGAGCCCGGAGAUCACAAAGAGCAUCAUCAGGCGCUAUGUCUACGGCUCCCCCAGGGCCACUCUGGCACUCUCAGGUGACGUGUUCGGCCCUACGAUGAGCAACAUGGUGGUGCACGACACGAUGGCCUUCAAUGGCAGGAUCCUCAAGAGCUCGGACGGGCUGGCCUUCAACAUGGGCAGCACAGUGUGGACUCUCCACUAUCUGCGUCUCACCAAUCAGCUCAAUAAGUCCAAGGCCAAGAAAGCCUUCGCAUUCAUCAACCUCCAACUGGCAGGCCUCCUCACCCGCUACAACAAUGGCUCCUUCAAGAUGUGGCAUUUCUCCAACCCCAGCGUGUGGCUGACGACGUGGGUAUUGACCGUACUCCUGGCGGCGCAGCACGAGGACUGGGAGAACCUGGUGUACGUGGAACCCCGGCUGGUCAACACGGCCACCACCUUCAUCCUUGACCACCAGGAACCAGACGGCAGUUUCCGGGAGACUAUCUUCUACAACAUAACCCUCGACCACAAGAUGGGUUUCAAGGGAUGGGGAGGAGGCGUGCGUGACCAUCACAAGCCGGUGUUGGUGGCGUUGACGGCGCUGGUGACCGCGGUACUGCUGGAAGCCGCCCCGACGCUCAACGGAGACGUCCACGCCAGGGCCCUCAACGCUAGACAACGCGCCACCCAGUUCCUGGAGCGGGAGUUGGAUCAGUUGUGGGACCCCUACGAUUUAGCCAUCACCACUUACGCCCUGACUUUGGUGGGCAGCCCUGAGAGAGAAGUCGCCCUUAAGAUGCUCGAAGCUUAUGCCAGGAAUCAAGACGGUCGGAUGUACUGGUCACGGGCACCCAUCGUUACCAACGCACGCUUGGCGGAGAACAACCAGCGAGCGUUCCUGUUACCCAAGGAGCCGCAGGAGUGGGACGCGUACGCCGUGGAGGCCACCAGCUACGCCCUGCUCGUGUUCCUCAUCCAGGAGGGGGUGACGCCGAGGACCGAGUCUAUCAUGCGCUGGCUUAACUCCGUCAGGGAACACACCCACGCCUUCGCUGCCUCCGUGGACACAGUAGUGGCCAUGCGCGCCCUGGCCGAGUACAGUUACCGGGCGAGGCUGAGAGACGUAACCAACAUGAGGGUGAACCUUGAAGCUACCUCCAGCCCGGGAGACAUCCACUCCAUCCCUAUCACAAACCACUCUGUCUCCGCCCUCCACACUCUCCAGGUUCCCCGACCAUGGGGCCAUGUGUACAUGGUGGCGAAGGGGUCAGGUCAGGCCGUGGCUCAACUAGAGGUCAGCUGGGGGGUUGACUUGGACCGCUUCAUGAAGAAACCGGCCAGGAAGUACUUUGACCUCAACGUGACCGAGACCUACCCAAGCUUUCGUAACAAGACCUUCAUUGAUACCACAGUGUGUACCAGGUGGACGGCGGUAGAUAUAUCAGAGACGAGCCACGCAGCCCUCGUGGAGGUGGAGGUGGCGACGGGUUACCUCCUCUACCAACCUGACGCUAACAAGUUCGUCAGGAAAGCUCAGGCUGGGGACUUCCCCAUGAUGUUUGAUGCCAAGUCUACCCCCUCCAUAAUAUGGUGGCAGUUAGACUAUAUCCCAAGUGACCGGCCACGAUGUUUCACCUACCGCCACAUCCGCCACUUCCCGGCAGCCAACCACACCGCUGUGCGCUACGCCAAAAUCUUUGAAAUGUUCGCGCCUGAGCACUUCGAGUCGAUGAUUCUCAACACGACGUCCCUGGCAGCUCUGGAUAUCUGUGAGGUGUGUGGUUCGCACCAGUGUCCCUACUGCCCUUACUACAGUGGCGACGCCUUCACCCCUCGCCCAGGCGCAGGAUUCACUGCUCUCCUCGCCCUGCUUGCACUCUUUGCGCCAAAAUUGUCUAAUUUUGUAGUGCAGAGAAUAAAUAGUAGUCAUUGUUAUUAGAUAUAGGUAUCAUUAAUGUUGUUAUGUAGUUGAGUUUGUACGAAAUAAUAUGUAAAUAGUUUCUUAGUCUUAGUGUAUUCGGUAUAAAAAUUUAAUGCCAACGUGUGUUGCUUGAAUGUAAUACUGGUUAAAUUUAUACAAGAAAAAAAAUCUGGGAGGAAAUUCGGGUAAUACCAGUUUUCUUAUUUUAAUGUCAGGGCAUUUUUUACGCGUUUUAACUUUAAUCUUUCUAAUAUUGUUUAAGGUUGUAUGUCCAAUGUGAAUUUAAAUCUCUGAGACAUUUUUAUUAAGACAUCAUUACUCACCUCGACAGAGUAACUCUGUGCUUAAGUAACUCAUUAAAUCAUUAUACGUAUUUACACUACAAUACCAGUUAAUAUGAGGGCCUUCAUUAAUGAUAGGAGCGCCAUCCUGCACUGUAAACUCAAGACUGUACCACUCUAAACUUGUCAGUGUCACUCACAAGCGAUAUAUAAUUACUAUGUAAUAGUUUAUAACUGCACAAAACUUCCUGUGUUCUUGAUGAGUAUGUAAACUACUUAUGACCAGCAGUAGAGGAUAACACUGGUAUAUAAACUACUUAUGGCCAGCAGUUGACGAUAACAUUGGUACGUAAUCUACUUAUUUCCAGCAGAAGAGGAUAACACUGGUAUGUAAACUACUUAUAGUCAGCAAAGGAUGAUAAAACUAUGUCAUUCGUGAGCGUGUACUGAAAAUUGACAACCCGGGUUCCUGGUGUGGGUCAGGUCAAUUAAAACCACCAGCGACUGAACCCCUGCACCCGCCAGACUCCUAAUUGACUUGGGAGAUUUUGGUCUUGUCAAUUUCCCCGGGAAGGAAAAUACCAAUAUUUUUCCAAACAACGCCGCUAAAAUUCUUGUAUCUUUACUUUCUUUUGCUUUUUUAUAAUAUGUAAAUAAAGAAGUCAUAUGUGAUAUAAGCAUUGUAAUAGAGUAUACAUAAAAACCAGGACCCCGUUUUCUCUCAUAAUUUUCAACUGUAGAUGGACUCACUGGUGUAUUUAUUACUAGCCUUGUUACGCGCUUAAAAGACCUUAUUCGUUGAAGCGCAGUAAUAAUUAACAUCAACAACACUAGUUCGGGGGUAAGGUAGUGGGUUUUAGAGCUGACCAGUAACAAUGACAUGAAAUAUCUAAGUUCAGGGAAUUUAAGGAGUUUUGAUCUAUUUUAAACCUCAGUUUUAAGAGGGGAUAUGAAUGGUGUCACGAUACUCUUUUAAAGGUGCCAUAUAUGUGUACAAGAGACGUGUUUAUGGACCUGAGAACCACAAGAAUUAUCAUAUGUUAACUGUGAACCAAAAUGAUCUUGAAACUAAAAUUCACCUGCGUUGGUGAUGUCUGUAUAUAAUACAGCAUCCUUCAGGUUUAUUAAAAUCGAUUAACGAAUAUUCUUUUCUGGGUAACGGAACCCUUUCGGAAAUCGACGGAUACCUCCUUAACCCAAGUGAAUUAUUGUAUUUUUUACCUUAUUUCACAAAUAACCAACAAGAUUACCCCCCCCCCCCUGCCAGUUCUAUUGGAUUAUAAGAUACACACUUCAGCAUUCUGUAAUGUUGUCUAGGUGACAGCAGAAAGGCGCUAAUAAGCAUGGCGAUUGAAAAUUCCCUCUGCACCUGCUAUA
Messenger RNA from Homarus americanus (American lobster), 7635 nucleotides. Its product is annotated as C3 and PZP-like alpha-2-macroglobulin domain-containing protein 8. The record is from RefSeq and is a predicted model, not a curated record. Bases 803 to 5995 code for a protein of 1730 amino acids. Gene Ontology annotation, molecular function: endopeptidase inhibitor activity; protein binding. Gene Ontology annotation, cellular component: extracellular region. The transcript is spliced from 33 exons. Lineage: Eukaryota; Metazoa; Arthropoda; Malacostraca; Decapoda; Nephropidae.